GCGGCGGCUGGCGCCGAGCCAGCGUGCGUGAGCGCCGAACGGAAGCGCCACACGAUGAAGCCGGAGGUGCCCCAGGAGGAUGAGGAGGACGAGGACGAGGCGGAAGCGGAAGGGCCAGGCGCGGAAGCUACAGGCGAGCAAGAGGCAGCCACUGGCGAGCUACAGGCGGUUCCCGCCGCGUCCGCGGACCACGCGAGCUCUCAAAGUCAGAGCCUUCCGCCACACACAGAGUCAGAGGCAGCGAAGACGCGGGGCGAAGCGAAUGGCCAGGCGGAAGAAGCGCAGCUGCAGGCCUUGCGGCUGGAGGUGAAGCGCCUCAAGAGCGAGUGCGACACGCUCCGGCGAGCCUCGGAGGCCAAGGAGCGCGCCGGCACGGACGACUCCUUUGCCUCGACUCCGCACUCGCGCUCCGCAGGGAAGAAAGUGACCUUCGGCUCCCAGGAGCACAAGCUCUUCCAGGGGUGGGCCGAGGAAGUCGAAGCGGAGCAGGUGGGGCAGCCCGACGCCAACGCGUCCGCCCGGCCGUCGUUGGCCGCGCCGCGGGCCUCGAUGCUUCGACGUCGUGGGAGCAGCAGUGGGACGGGUUCCAGCCGCUCCAGUGCUGCUUCCUUCAAGCGGGGGAGUUUGUGGGGCCUUGAGACCAAGCAGAAGAAGCCCACGACCCUAGUGGGUGCCACCGGGAUGACCCCAGCAACGACGCCCGCGGCCACCGGUGCUGCGAAGGAGCUUCAAGAGGGCUCGGACGAAGAAGUUUGCCUGGGUUCGCCUGUGAAUCCGGACGACAUCCGCAAGGAGCUGCCAGGUUUGUCGAUUGCCUUGCGGCGGCAUGACUACACGCCUUUGAGGACCAACUGA
Durusdinium trenchii is the source of this 855-nucleotide messenger RNA. The record is from the annotation of a GenBank genome assembly. Lineage: Eukaryota; Dinophyceae; Suessiales; Symbiodiniaceae.